AUGGCACAAGAUCUUAAAACACACUCGAUGGUUGCGCUGAAGAUUGGUGUUCCUGGCGAUUUGGGAGAUCAGGAGCUGACCAUGCAAAAGGAAGUUCUUCGUACAGUCGAAGAUGUAUCCCGAAUUUCGACUUUUCUUGACUGUUUUGGGCUUCCUGGUCCAAAAGGGUCCGAGUCCUCAAUACUACCUAUCGGUGCCGGUACAGACAAGGAUGAGCGCCGCAAGACCAUUACUCAUGGCUACUUGAAUAACGGGACUGUGCUAUGGGAUAUUGGCGCCAUUAAUAACUAUACCCAGGAAAUGAUCUAUCGAGAAUUUGGCCGCCCCCGAAGAGUGCCAUUGAGCGAAGAGCUUGGGAAAACUGGAGAGCUGGUCAUGCUAGUGGAGUUUUACCUUGGCCAAGUUCCAUUUAUGGGCAACGCAAUCACAGUACUAUCCCGUUUGACAGACUUCAUCGGCCCUCUACCUUUACAAUGGGCUGGCAAGUAUAAUGCAGGAGGUACCUUCGAAGACCGUUGGUAUUUAUAUGAUCAACCACAAAGACUAAGCGCUCUUGGGGCUAAGAUCGAACAAAUGCGGCCUGAGGUUGGCACUGCCGAGCGAGAGUUGGCGCUCUUGGUAUUUCAAAAAGUGUUUACAUAUUUGCCUGAAGAUCGCUUAACGGCUGCGGAGCUGCUAAAGGACAAGGAUUUCAAUGCUCUAAUGAGCAUAUAUGGAGACUAA
Penicillium taxi is the source of this 723-nucleotide messenger RNA. Its product is annotated as kinase domain-containing protein. NCBI's taxonomy places the organism in Eukaryota, Fungi, Ascomycota, Eurotiomycetes, Eurotiales, Aspergillaceae. The coding region runs from base 1 to 723 and encodes 240 amino acids. The transcript is spliced from 4 exons. The record is from RefSeq and is a predicted model, not a curated record.